Molecule: messenger RNA, 6920 nt
Organism: Colossoma macropomum (tambaqui)
Lineage: Eukaryota; Metazoa; Chordata; Actinopteri; Characiformes; Serrasalmidae
Gene: arap3
Product: ArfGAP with RhoGAP domain, ankyrin repeat and PH domain 3
Exons: 34
Coding region: 250-5280 (1676 amino acids)
Biological process (GO): positive regulation of GTPase activity; signal transduction
Molecular function (GO): GTPase activator activity; protein binding; phosphatidylinositol-3,4,5-trisphosphate binding
Source: RefSeq, a predicted model, not a curated record
CUCAGUCAGUUUUCAGAGUUGAGCAGCUCUCCGCUCUGAACUCCUCACUCUCUCUCACUCACUCCGUCUCUCUGUCUAAUCACUCCGCCGCUUCAAUACUCUUUUCUCGUGAAACGGUAUGUACUAAACGGAUUUCAGUCUCCUCACAACGUCAACACUGAAAAUGUAACAGAAUAAGAUGAGGGACUGGCCUCCUCCUCUCUUGGCCAGUGUUACAGCUGCUUUACAUGCAGGCUAAUCCCAUAGCCCAUGUACACUAUGGCAACAAUUGAUCCGGGCUCAGAUGCAGAGGACUUGUUGGCUUCCAUUCACCUUGAGCGGUAUCUGGACGACUUCAGACAGGCAGGCUUUCUACUGGCCCGGGACUUCUGUCAUGUUGACAAUACAGCUCUGAACAGGCUUGGCGUGACCGCCACCGGCCACAGGAAGCGGAUCCUCAAACUGGUCGAGCACAUUCAGCUGAUCUGCCAGCAUCAAAGGAAGGACUCCCUGUUGGACCGCUGUAACUCAGAGUCAGCCAUUCACGAGGUGACGCCUGACGAGUUAGCGCCUCUUUCUCCUCAAGGCAAUGUAGACACGACCUUUGAAGUCAUGCGAAACAGCUCAACUCCGAAUCUGUCUGCCCUUGUGAAACGUUCACACUCAGAGCGUAGCUCUGCCGUUGUGAAGCCAGUUCCUAAACCUAGAACUGUAUUCAACAAACAAAGGGUGCAGCAGCCUUCUCCACCCACACGACAAGCAGCACAGAUCUGCCGGAGCUCCUCUCAGGAUUCUCAGAGUCCUGUAGUACUGGAGGUUUCUCCCACUGAGGAACCCAUCCCUGGGUCUGUAGGCCCAAGACGGAACUUGUGUGGAGGCAAGUUGACUAGCAAUAUCUCAGCCCCAGAGACUAGCGGACCACUACCUCCAGUACCCCCAAGGUUCAACCGAGGGGUUCCCCCUUUUAACUUCAGAAGAAUGUCUGAUCAGGAUCAGCUACGCACCCCUCCCCUGUCCUCCUCGCCUGAUUCCCCUUCCAGUUAUCAGUGUUCUCCUUUCACCAGUACACCCGGAUCUCCUCCUAGCCCUCCAUGCUCAGGCCUGGAAAUGAUCUCCAAUGAAAUCUACUGUGGCACUUUACCUAGCACUCCACCCACUCUUUGGAGCCGCUCUGUACCCAUUCCUCCCCCACGACAAGAGCUCAACACAUCUACUGAAAGCAAUAGCACUUUAAACCACAUCUCACCAGAACCACCUAAACGGACAUUUGCGCCUGCAGACGAGCAAGAUGAACUUAUCAGUCCAUACUGUGAAACUGUUUUCCAAAGCAAGCGACAAUAUCAACAUCCUGAGGUUGAAAGGCCCAAGGGUGGAGAAAAGGUUGGAACUAAAGAGGAUAAGCCAGGAGAGGAUCAUGGGUCCAGUCUCAAGCGUCAUUCACACACUUCUUCUGGCGACUCUCCAGGCUACUGCACAGUGGGUGAUCCCUCGUCUGCCUCACGCUCCUUCUCACUGCCUCCCCGCACCCUGUUCCCCAGUGAACUGGAUGAGGAUCAAACCAUCUCCCCUUAUGCCAGCUACACCUCACUGUCUGAGCGGGCUGCGCCUAUCAUCAGUGGCUGGCUGGACAAGCUCUCCCCUCAAGGGAAUUAUGUGUUCCAGAAGCGCUAUAUAAAGUUUGAUGGAAAAAACCUGAUGUACUAUGGCAGUGAAAAGGACAUGUACCCAAAAGGUGUGAUUCCUCUGGCCGCUAUACAGAUGGCUCGUGUAGCUAAAGACAACAAGUUUGAAGUAGUGACAAGCCAUCGGACAUUUGUCUUUCGUGCUGACAAUGAAGUACAGCGGAGCAAAUGGUGCAGUGUGCUGCAGGAGCGAGUGAAGGAGCAGAUGGUGUUUGGCAGGCCACGCUUUGGUCCGGGCAGCCACUGCCAGAAAAGCGGCUUCUUAGAGCUCAAAGGGACCAAGUCAAAGAUCUACACCGCCAUUAUAACAGAACAGAUUUGGCUGUACAAGAGCGAGCAGUGUUUUAAGACUGGAAUUGGAAUCAGUGUAAUAGAGGCCAGAGGUGCGACAAUCCGAGAUGGCAAGGGCAAAAGCUUUGACCUAAUAACCCCCUACAAGACAUUCAGCUUCACGGCUGAGUCAGAGCGAGAGAAGCGUGAGUGGAUGGAGGCUUUGCAGGAGUCCAUUGCAGAGACGCUCUCUGAUUACGAGGUGGCCGAGAAGAUCUGGUCCAACCGCUCCAACAAGGUCUGCGCUGACUGCAAAGCCAUCAAUCCUGAUUGGGCCUCCAUCAAUCUCUGCGUGGUCAUCUGCAAGAACUGUGCAGGCCAGCACAGAAGCUUGGGCACAAUGGUGUCCAAAGUGCAGAGUCUGAAACUGGACACCAGCGUUUGGAGCAACGAGAUCGUUCAGCUUUUCAUAAUGCUGGGUAAUGACAGAGCCAAUGAGUUCUGGGCUGCUAGGCUGCCAGUAACUGAGGAACUGGACUGUGAUGCUUCCCCAGAACAGCGAAGAGAGUUUAUCAGCCAGAAGUACAGAGAAGGACGCUAUCGCUACCCUCACCCCAGCUUCAGCACACAGGAAGAGUUACUUAAGGCACUGUGCACGGCAGUGACUGAACAGAACCUCCUCAAGACGGUCACGCAGAUUUUCGCUGAGGCGGAAGCAGCUCGUCUCUCCGACUCUAAUGGCCAUGAGAAGCACCUGUCCAUGCAUUACUCCUACAUGCAGGCUUCAGAUUCCAGUGUGUAUGAUGAAAUCAUGCAGCCGGUUCUGUAUUCAGGCUACCUCUACAAGUCAGGCUCCAUUAACAAAGGCACUUUAUCCCGGCGAACCAGAGAAGAUUUUCAAAAAUACUGGUGCUCUGUGGAGAAGUCCCUUUUGUUUUAUGAGUCUGACAGGUGCCAUGAACCCAACAUGAAGAUUGAUCUCAAAGACAUCAUCUGUUUAGGAGUUAGCAGGCCAGACUCAUGCAACAAUAACAAUGGCUUUAUUGACAGGUUUCGAUACACUUUUGAACUCUACCUAACAUCUGAAAAGCUUAUUCAGUUUGGCCUAGAGACUCCAGAUGCACUGCACAGUUGGGUAAAAGCUAUUGGAAAGGCCACAACUCCUCUGAGCUGCCACUGCUUACUGGCGCGAGAGUUUGAGCGGGUGGGCAUGCUGCGCUAUAAGGCCAUGCUGGACCCGCAGCAGUGGAAAGAGGGCUUCUUUGUCCUUCAGAAGUCCAACCUCUUCAUCUGCCCCGGAAACGAUGGGGCCGCAGAGGACAUCAUCAAUCUGAAACGCCUGCAGGAGCUGAGUAUAGCAUCUGAGACAGAAAACCACGAAAAGAGGGACAUUUUGGUUCUAGUUGAGAAAGGAAGGACUCUGCACCUGCAGGGCAUGGGGCGGAUGGAUUUCUCUCUUUGGUACACAGACAUCCAGAAGGCAGCGGGAGGGAAGGCCAACACACUGAAGGAUCAGCAGCUCAGUAGGAAUGACAUCCCCAUCAUCGUGGACAGCUGCAUCGCCUUCAUCACCCAGUAUGGCCUGGGCCAUGAAGGGAUCUACAGAAAAAAUGGAGCCAAGACCAGAAUCAAGCUUUUGAUGGAUGAGUUCAGGAAAGAUGCCCGCAAUGUGAAACUGCGUAUCGGGGACAACUUCAUCGAGGAUGUGACAGAUGUGCUGAAGAGAUUCUUCCGCGAGCUCGAUGACCCCAUAUUCAUGGCUGACCUGCACCCCUACUGGAAAGAGGCUGCCAAGACAUCUAAUAAGACCCAGAGGUUGGAUAGAUAUAAGGAACUCAUCCGUGGUUUGCCGCGGGUCAACCGGACCACUUUAGCAGCUCUCAUCAGUCACCUGUACAGGGUACAGAAGUGUGCUGACCUUAACCAAAUGUGCACUAAGAACCUGUCCCUGCUGUUUGCCCCUAGCCUCUUUCAGACAGAUGGGAAAGGGGAGCAUGAAGUGAAAAUCGUAGAGGAUCUCAUUGACAACUACCUCUAUGUGUUUGAUGUUGAUGAGGAGCACCAAACCCAGAUUGAACUGGAGAUAAGUCUCAUUACGACCUGGAAGGACACACAGCUCUCCCAGGCAGGAGAUCUGAUUAUUGAGGUGUAUUUGGAGGAAAAAACACCAGACUGCUGCAUCACUCUGAAAGUCUCUCCCACUAUGUGCGCUGAGGAGCUGACUAACCAGGUGCUGUAUCUGAGAAACGUUCCUGCUGGCGAGAAUGUGUGGAUGACCUUUGAAGUCAUUGAGGAUGGAGAACUUGAGCGGCCUCUUCACCCAAAAGAGAAAGUUCUGGAGCAAGCCCUACAGUGGUGUAAGAUGGCUGAUCCCAGUUCAGCGUACCUGUUGGUAAAGAAGGCGCCAAGAGGAGAGGCGAUAGACAUCUUUACAGCCUACAAGAGUGAGAUUGUGAAGUUUGGAGUUUUGAAGUGCCGAGAGGAGCCGCCCAAACUCCUGCAAGGGACCAAAUUCCAAGAGCGCGCCUUCCUAAUCCAAGACCACAAAUUACUCUUAAUGAAGGACAAGAAAAGCAACAAACCAGAAAAGGAGUGGCUACUGAAAACCAUGAAGAUUUACAUCGGUAUAAGAAAGAAGUUAAAAGCGCCCACAAAAUGGGGUUUCACUGUGAUGAUAGACAAACAUCAGAUGUACCUCAGUUGUUCCAGUGAAACAGAGCUUUGGGAUUGGAUGACCAGUCUACUAAAAGCGCAGAACGAUGACUUGCGGCCGCCUGUGUUGAGACGCCACUCCUCCUCAGAUAUCUCUAAGCAGAAAUUUGGCACCAUGCCCCUAGUGCCCAUUAGAGGAGAGGAAAGCAACACCAACUCCACUAUGCUCUCUGCUAACAAAACUCUGCGGAAGCUUCAUGAUAGAAGGACACUUUCAAUGUACUUUCCCAUGAAGGUGCAGCAGGACUCAGUAGAGGAGCGUGAUGAAAGCCCUGAGCCGCUUUACGAGGAGGUGGGCGAUUUCAGCCUGCAGGUGCUGAAGUCUCUGGAGACAAGUUUCCGGACCAGCGCCCACGCCGAAACCCUAGAAGUUCCGUCCCGGCCCACCAGCCUUGGCCAGAGAAAGACCGGCUCACUGGACCGCAUGAUCGGUCCAAAUCCUGUGCGCUCUCUCGGGGGAGAGGGCCUGCUGACCCCCGGGGGCUCUCUGGACACUCUAGUGAAGGAGGCGUCCCCCACCAGGCACAGCCAGGGCAGAUCGCACAGCCCCUCUCGAGAGCUGCUUCUGCAGGAACUCUCCACAGUGUUCAAAAAGCCACCGGCCGAGGAACACCAUAGUACUGAGAGCCUGAACUGAACUGACCAAAACGUCUUGAGUAAGACUGCGCUGUUGUGUCCAUUCAACUGAAUGUACACUCAAACUCCAAAGCAGUCUUUUCUGCUAGUGAGUUGAGCACAACUGUUAAACUGUUAUAUAAUGAAGUGACUGAAAUGUGCCAGUAUUAUAAACAUCAGAAAACGUACUUAAAAGAAACCUGUAAACUUGUACCAAAGCACUAACAAUAUUAGUAUAUAUAGUAAGUCUGUGUUAUAUAACUGAAAUAUACUACUGUACUGUAUAUAUUUUGCUCUUGCUAACAAAGCCUGACUCAGUUUUAAGCAACAGUUUCUGUUAGAGUCGCAAGUGUUUACCUGAGAGAUAAAUUUUACAAGAUCUUUUUGAACCAAAACUAAACUAGAUGUCAUCUUACUUAUAGUUAAAGGGGAGUUUUUCACAUUUUCUGCAUAUUUCAAUCUUUGAGAUUGUCAUUCAGAGUGGGUUGAUCUGAAAUGGUGCAUCAUAGAGAAACGUAUCGUCUUGAAUUUCUUUACAAUGGUGAUAGGUGCCAGAUGUUGCGAUGUCUACAAUACAGAUAUAGCCAUUUUAUUAACUAGCCAAAAAGAAUGCAUAUGGGACUAGUGAACCUACAUGUGUUUUCUGAGUUUGUAUAUGUAAUGUUGGUAAUGGUAAAAGUGGUAAAUGUGUUUUCUUUUGGGACUAUUUUUCACAUAAAACACCCUGCAUGAACCUCUGUCAUGCUUAAAACAACGUUUCAGGCAUCAGGCAGUGUAUGUGUAACGAUUUUGUGUAAUAGCUUUUAUGAUGUAGCUUUUAGAGGCAUUAAAUACUUCAACAUCUGGUUUCUGUCACCACCACUGUGAACCGUUCUGACAUGGUAAGUUUCUCUAGAAUGGCUCAUUUCACAUCAGGUCCAGUAGGCAUGUCAACAAAAAAAGUUGGCAAAUGUUAACUUGAUAUUGUUGUAGCAAAUUUAAGAAUAUAUAUAGAGUUCUUUACUAGGCAAAUGUAUUAGUUUUGGGAUUUUCACCUAUUUGCAUGUACAAUUUGUUGUAUUUAUUAAUUUAUUUAUAUACUUGCCAGCAUUCCUCAGCAUUCAGACACACUGUGAAGGAGUUGAAGUGGACGAUAUGUGAGUAGCUUAGAAUUUCUUACAGUUUGACUCUGAGCAGUAGAGGGCAGUGUAGAUCCAGCACAUAAUGGCUUGACAAUCUUGAAACUGCAUUGUUGUAUUCCACUUAACCCUUUUCUACAGACAUUUACUUUGUACAGUAUGCCAUUGCCUAUUAAUUAGAUAUCUGUAUGCUCCUAUGUAAUAUUAAUUAAGCCUUUUGUCAAUGCAUCAUUCUUGUAUGAUGUUAUUUUUAUAUUUUAAGUCAUUGUAAGUGCCACCCCUUGUUGGUCAUCAAUGUUUUUGUUUCACAGUUUUAAUUAACUUUUUGCUGUGUGGUAUAUCAGCAUGCAGGUUAGUCAGUAUUGUGAUUAGUGUUGUAUAUGGCAGCAUUCAUUCAGUGUUUUAAAGCUUGUGGUAGGAUUAAAUGCGCUUGUACACUGUAAAGGUUGAGUAUCCUAUAGGACUAAUUGCAAAUGUUUUGGUUUUGCCAAACGUGUUUCUGAAACUGGAAGAAUAUAUUGAAAUAUAUGACUACUUUUGAAAA